AUGCAUCGCCAUCAGCGCACAGAGCCGCCUCCUCCGAAGCGCAAAAUCCCCGAGGCCUUCGCCAUGCACACAGCUCGGCCGCUGCAUGCCGUCACCAAGCCAAGUCUCCCACUAGCCAUGCUCAAAAACAACUUCCGGACCACCGUCACACCACUGGACUUUGCCACGGGUAAGCCCCUCAACUCCGAUAGUCCAGUGCUCCUCGACCUCGCGAGCGUGGCCUACAUGCGAGACUUUGUAUCCCGGGGCAAGCCCUGGGCCAACGGCCUCGACGACUUCUUCUCCGACCCCCCAAAGGCCAGUGAGACUCGUGCGAUGGUUGGCUAUCGCGUUGCCACGGACUUCGCAGACACCUUGAGUGCUUGGGUCGAGAAUUGCGAAAGCCAGAAGGCCGAGGACUCACUACUCUUCAGCAGCCCAUGGAGAAUGUACAGCGACAGGGCUGCCACAAAGUGGCUGGGCGCCCAUGAUGGCGAUGAGUAUAUCUGGCGUUGCGGCACCGCCUUCCAUAGCCUGCAGCCAUUCAUCCCAGGUCAAGGAUGGCGUCCCUGCGACCCUAGAUUUCCGCAUGCCAUAUGCUACGCCAUCGACUCCACCCCCUUCGAUACCAAGAACGAGGUUAUCAGAACUAGUGAAUUCAAGACUAUUGUGUUCCUUGCCCUAGCGAACCAUAUUAAGGCUGAGUAUAACCACUUAGACUCGUUUGGUGUCACUGUUAUUUCUUUCUGGGACCAUGACGUGCGUAUUGUGCAAGGCCUUGUUAAUCUGAGGACGCGCAAUAUUGAUCUGCGCGUCUCACCCGUCCAGCAUUUUCCUCGCGGUAUUCGGCUUCAAGAUGGCUCCGUUGACCCGAGAUUCCUUACCCUUUUAUCUUAUAAUUGCGGCAAAGUCAACCCGCUGCCAAAGUAG
Cordyceps fumosorosea ARSEF 2679 is the source of this 909-nucleotide messenger RNA. RefSeq lists its product as hypothetical. The coding region runs from base 1 to 909 and encodes 302 amino acids. NCBI's taxonomy places the organism in Eukaryota, Fungi, Ascomycota, Sordariomycetes, Hypocreales, Cordycipitaceae. The transcript is spliced from 3 exons. The record is from RefSeq and is a predicted model, not a curated record.